This is a messenger RNA of Ceratina calcarata, 7634 nucleotides long. RefSeq names its product E3 ubiquitin-protein ligase ctrip (gene ctrip). Gene Ontology annotation, molecular function: ubiquitin protein ligase activity; zinc ion binding. The transcript is spliced from 24 exons. Lineage: Eukaryota; Metazoa; Arthropoda; Insecta; Hymenoptera; Apidae. Gene Ontology annotation, biological process: DNA damage response; proteasome-mediated ubiquitin-dependent protein catabolic process; protein polyubiquitination. The coding region runs from base 195 to 6317 and encodes 2040 amino acids. The record is from RefSeq and is a predicted model, not a curated record. Gene Ontology annotation, cellular component: nuclear speck.
CACUCAGUCAAAGUUGUGCAUACGUGCGUGCGCGAGAAUCUCACGUCUCCCUGCCGUGUGAGCUGUGUCGUGUGUAAUCGAGAAUAUACGUUGCGCUCGUAAAAAUCGUCAACGAGAGAAGACAUUUUCCUCGCGAUGCCCUGGGCAUGUUUUUCCGACAUUCAGACAGUAUAGUGGCAUGAGUCGAUUAAUCUAUGGCAGAUCAACAAGAUCAGUUGUCAUCAGGGGGGUCUGUAGAGACGGCCAAUGCUUUAGCAAACACCUCUAAGGUUAGAGGGAAGAGCUCUAGCAGUGGUAGCAGUUAUAGAAAACGACAGAGCACUGGUUCUAUUCCAGUCACUGUAGAAGAAAAAAGACGUAGAGAGACUAUUGGUGAUCCACAAUCGUCUGAAGUUUUUAAUAAUUCUUCUUCCUGUAAACAUUCAAGUAAUUCCUUUAAGACAGAAAGUAGAGCAAGAGGUGAACGUAAAAGUCAUGGCAGUGGCUUAGAAUCAUAUCUAGAUACUGAUUGGCAGUCUCAGCAUAAAGUUCAGCAGACAAACUAUAACAUUAGUGGAAACAGUACAAGAGCUCGCAGUAGCGCGAGAGCAAGUUUACCCGAGUUGAACUUACAAGCCAUUGACUGUGUCGCUUCGAGGACUCGUUCCCGUACGCCUCAAAAUCCGCAAGCCAUAUCGCAGGGGCAUAAUAGUCACAAUUUGUCGCUAUCCAGCGGUUACAAUAGCAGGGAAGAUCUGACAUAUAACGAUCUGGUAUCAACAUCAAGUGCUACAUCAGUUACUAGUCAUCCAUCCACGUCAAGGGGAAGAGGGUCGAAAUCCCACGGUGGUGCAACCUGCGCGAGUAGCAGUGCGAGUAGUCAAGUUUUAAGUGUGAAGUCCAGCAUCAGAGUGGGUAACGCAGCCAGUAAUUCUGUGGAGAGUGGUGGGGGGGCGUUGGCACAUGACGGGGCAGGCACUAGUGGCAUCACCACAGCCACUGCCAAUCCACCUGUGUCUGCCGCCGCCACUGCCAACCCUACACACCCUCAUCCUACGCAAAAGCAUAUAUUACGUUCUCGCACAAAAUUAUCCAGUGAAUCUAAAGAACUGUCAAGUAAUAACAAAACCUCGGGAAAGCAUAAGAAAGACACGACGACAGGCACUUGUUCAAGGCAUCGUUCCUCGUCACGUGCGAGAAAAGCAGUGAUAGAAGGAGGUUCCGGUGGAAGUGUAAUGUCAGGUACUGAAUCCGUGACUAACAGUGCCACUCCGACAACUGUAUCGUCUACAGUUUCUGGUAAUCAGUUAGUGUCCACGACAGGCGAAGACGAAUCAGCGUCUACAGCCACGUCUGCCACUGCUAGUGGAGGACCAUCCGGAAUGUCGGGCACUACUGGAGAUAGCGAAAGCGACGACGGUGAGGUAGGAAGGCUGCAAGCGCUGCUUGAAGCUAGAGGCUUACCUCCUCACGUCUUCGGCGCAUUAGCACCGCGAAUGCAACAUUUAUUAAACAGAAGCAUGGGUGCAAGUUCUGCUGCUAAAGCACAGCAAUAUCUGGCUGGUCUCCAAGCUGUCGACGACGAAGGGGAACAGUUACAAGCUGUUAUUGGAAUGGGCGAGAUCCUCGUUAUGGGAAAUGAAGACACACUAGCCGGAUUCCCUGUGAAGCAAGUGGUCGCAGCGUUAAUCAACUUACUCGGGAUAGAACACAAUUUUGUGAUAAUGACACACGCGUGUCGCGCUCUUACUUACAUGAUGGAAGCUUUACCUCGAUCGUCGACAGUUGUCGUCGACGCUGUCCCAGUAUUCUUGCAGAAACUUGAAUCGAUCGAGUGUAUGGAUGUGGCAGAACAAUGUUUAACGGCGUUAGCCAUGCUGUCCAGAAGACACAGCAAAACUAUUUUACACGCAGGAGGAGUAUCUGCUUGCUUGAAGUUCGUCGACUUUUUCAAUAUCACGGCACAACGAGCUGCUUUAACGAUCACGGCGAACUGUUGUCAAAAUCUUCAUCCCGAUGAUUUUCAUUUAGUGGUCGACAGUUUACCUUUACUGACGAGCAGGCUGACCAAUCAAGAUAAGAAAAGUGUCGAGUGUGUUUGCCAAGCGUUCAGUCGCUUGGUGGACAGUUUUCAACACGAUCCAGUAACUCUGCAUAAAAUUAUCAAUGCGGAACUUCUCCAGAACUUACAGCAACUGCUUAUGAUCACUCCGCCUGUUAACAGCAUUGGUAACUUCAUAACAGUGUUGCGAAUGCUAUCUGUGAUAUCAAAUCGCUGUCCCGACUUGGCACAAUUGCUUUUGCAACAAAACAUAGCGUUCACGCUGAGUUAUCUUUUAACUGGCUCGCUAGAAGUGAAAACUGAAGACGUAGAAUUAGUGCCGCGGUCGCCGCAGGAAUGGUUCGAAAUCACUUGUUUGAUCGAAGAGCUAAUGCCACCGUUGCCGACAGACGGCAUAUUUAGUGUAAAUAGUUUACUCGAAAGGACCAGUAGUCAACAGGAGAAUGUUCAUUGGGAGUGGCGCGAUGAAAGGCAUUGUUGCCAUCCAUUUAGUACUAUUGAUUCUAGAAUUAUCGAGAUGGCAUUUCAGAAUGGUGAGGACGAGAUUUGUCUCUCCUCCUUAGGACGAACUUACACGAUAGAUUUGACUGUGAUGAAACAAAUUAACGAAGAUAUCGGAGUGGCAAGAAGCAUAUUUCGGAGAGUGAAUACGCAUCCUGCAGAAGGGAAAAGUCCUACAUGUUCAUCCAACAUGGACGUUGUACCACCGGUGAUUGAAACAAACGAAUGGUUGGUGUCAUUUAUUCGGACUCUUUUCUCCGUGUUGUACGAAGUCUACAGUAGUUCAGCCGGUCCUGCUGUCAAAUGUAAAUGUCUUCGAGCUCUCCUACGUAUGGUCUACUACGCGUCUACUGAUUUACUUAAGGAUGUCUUGAAGAACCAAGUAGUUUCAUCGCACAUAGCGGGCAUGUUGGCAUCCCAGGAUUUACGAAUUGUUAUCGGAGCUCUACAGAUGGCAAGUAUAUUGAUGAAGAGACUACCACAAGUUUUUGGGGUACACUUUCAUCGCGAAGGUGUCUUGCAUCAAAUACGUCAACUAGCUGAUCCCGAAGUACCUCUUGGUGUUUCACCACCCAAGUGCCCUUCUGGUACGUCAUUACCAAGCCCACAACCAGGACCAUCGAGUACAUCGCUUUCUUCCGCCACGAUGUUUUCAUCUAGUAACGCCACGUCUCCGAUCGCCUCUCCGUCAACGAAUGGUAAUAUAUUAUUCGGGACAAUUGCAACAUGCCAAUUGAAACCGAAUCUCUCAGCAUCAAUGGAAACGCAUACUAGAAAUGAAUUAAACUCUACCGUAGAUGAUGUAACUACACCACAAAGUGCUCAUUUGAGAAUCGGAGAUGUCUUAAAGAGGAAAAGGCAGAACAAGAAGGGACGAUUUUCUAGACUAGGGGGUACUACACCACAACAAACUCAACAGCCCGAAUCACUUUUCACCGGUUUCGCCCCUAAAAAUAAUCGUUUCCUAGGCAAUCUUAAUCCAGCUAGGUGGGGACGGAAAUCAUCGUCCUCGGGUUCUACUAGCGAUAAGAGGGACACGAGUUCGUCGACGAAUUUAUCCAAGCCACCAAGUAAUUCCAGUCUGACAGGAGGUAACCGGGACAAGGCUAAGGCGUGGGUACGCGAACAGGCAGCUCAAUUCUUGGCUAGAUAUCAGGACGAUGCUCCAUGCACGCAUCCUGCUAUGACAGUUCUUUCGAGACUCACCGCAGCCAUACAACGGUUACAAUCAAACGAAUUGGAUGAGAUGUUAUCAGCGCUUACCGAAUUGCGAGAUAUAGUACUUGAAAACGAUAUAUCUCCGUUCGAAAUGAAUUAUAGCGGUCUUAUUAAGGCUCUGCUCAACUACCUCACUACUACCGAUGCUCCUGGCAAUCGUUACGAUCGACUUCGCAUGUUCUGGAAAUUGUUUGCAGAAUCAGCUAUGCAGCAGAGCAACAAUAUUACAGAUCUUAAUCCUGGAGCGUUUGGUGCUCUAGUAGCGAAAUUAAAUAGUUGCGUUGCACAAUUAGAACAGUUUCCUGUGAAAGUACAUGAUUUACCAGCAGGAUCUGGAGCUGGUCGUGGGGGUACUAGUGCUCUUAAGUUCUUCAAUACACAUCAGUUAAAGUGUAAUCUCCAACGACACCCAGACUGUAAUAAUUUAAAGCAAUGGAAAGGGGGUACCGUCAAAAUAGAUCCUCUUGCGUUAGUACAAGCAAUUGAACGUUAUUUAAUGGUUCGUGGGUAUGGUAGAAUACGAGAGGCUGAGUCUAUGGUUAGUGACGAUGAUAACAGUGAGGACGAUAUAGACGAUACAUUGGCAGCAGUAGUUAUAAGUCAAGGAUCAGCGAAACAUAAACUCCAAUUCUUGAUUGGAGACGAAGUGCUGCCUUUUAAUAUGACUGUUUAUCAAGCAGUUAGACAGUUCGGUUGUUCUGGAAUGGAUCAUUCUGAAGCGGAAGCUGAUGGUGAACCACCUCUUGGUCACGAUGCUGUAUGGGUACAAACUCAUACAAUUUAUUAUAGGCCUGUGCCAGAAGAAGAGACUACGACAUCGCCAAAACCGGGAUCGAGUUCGCAGGGUAGCAGCCGGAAAGGCAAAGGAAAAAGUACAAAGAUCAGUUCGAAACGAAAAGAGGAUAGUUUAUGGCUCGAAGGGCUAGUUCCUCCUCAACGAUGUCCACUUGAUCCUUAUCUGUCACCCACGUUACCACCUUCGGUCACAAUUACUGACGCUUCACUGGACGGUUUAUGCCUGCUACGUCUUCUACACGCACUAAAUCGUCAUUGGGGUGUACUGUUCCCCCAUUUGAAGAACUUGAGUUUACUCUAUCCGCAAGACUUUAUUAACAAUAAGAUCGCUGCGAAAGCAAGUCGGCAGCUGCAAGAUCCUUUGGUGAUCAUGACUGGAAACUUACCUUUGUGGCUGCAACAAAUUGCUACAGUCUGCCCGUUCCUGUUCCCAUUUGAAACGAGACAAUUAUUGCUGUACGCAACCUCGUUCGAUAGAGAUAGAGCGUUGCAACGUCUCUUAGAUUCCGCGCCAGAAUUAUCAGGAUCGGAUAGUCAAGAACGCGUCACUCCACGGUUAGAACGUAGGAAAAGGACUAUCUCCAGAACUGAUAUACUGAAACAAGCGGAACAAGUCAUACAAGACUUGGCAUCAAGUAAAGCCUUGCUUGAAGUGCAAUAUGUUAAUGAGGUUGGUACCGGCCUUGGUCCAACUUUGGAAUUUUAUGCUCUAGUCUCCAAGGAAUUACAACGUUCCGAUCUUGAUCUUUGGCAUGGUAGCUCGACUUCUACUGAAAUGGGAUAUGUUAAUUCGUCGCAAGGACUUUUCUCGAUGCCAAUCCCAUGGAAUACUAAAGUAUCGCACCUUGCUAAGCUUAAGACAAAGUUUAAGUUCCUUGGAAAGUUUAUGGCAAAAGCGAUAUAUGAUUCAAGAAUGUUGGACUUACCGUUCAGUUUGACUUUCUAUCGUUGGUUGUUGGGAGAGGAACAUACGUUAACAUUAGCAGACUUAGCACACGUAUGUCCGGAUGUACAUCGAACUCUUAGUAGAUUACAGGAAAUCGUUAGACAGAAAGAGACAAUUGAGAAGGAUCAGACAUUGAGGGCACACGAGAAAGCACAAUUAAUAGAUUCGCUAAAUUUAGACGGUUGUCCAAUUACGGAUCUUGGCCUUGUUUUUGAAUUGCCGGGUUACGAGAACAUCGAAUUAAGGAAAAAUGGAAGCGAGAUACCUGUUACCAUUUACAAUCUAGAUCAAUACGUGAAGUUGGUGGUACAUUGGUUUUUGUACGAAGGUAUCUUCAGACAAAUGGAAGCAUUUAGGGAAGGUUUCGAGUCCGUGUUUCCACCGUCGCAACUGCGUCUAUUCUUCCCUGAAGAACUUGAAGCUGUGUUCUGUGGACAUGCACAAACUGGUGGACAGUGGGAUGUUAAAACUCUUUCGGAGUGCUGUAGGACUGAUCACGGUUAUACUCCAGAUUCUCGUGCUAUCCGUUUUCUGUUUGAAGUUAUGUCGAAAUACAACAGUGAAGAGCAAAGGCAGUUCGUCCAGUUCGUCACAGGCUCACCGCGAUUACCGGUUGGAGGAUUCAAGAGUUUAACGCCACCAUUGACGAUAGUGCGUAAAACGUUUGAUCCGUCUAUGAAAACAGACGAUUUCUUACCAUCCGUAAUGACUUGUGUUAAUUAUUUAAAACUGCCUGAUUACACAACGUUAGAAAUAAUGCGGGAGAAGUUGCGAAUAGCCGCACAAGAAGGACAACAUUCGUUCCACCUAUCCUAGAAACGGAUGGAAAACCGGCGCGCCACUUGGUCUUUCGCUAACGCAUUGUUCAGGUUGAGAGAAAUUCUUCAAAGGCCAUUUAAGAUAUUAAACGAAAUAGCUACGUUACGUUCGAAAGUCGAUAAUCGUAAAUUUGCACUUUAUACGAGCUUUUAUCGAAAAUACUUUUCUCUUGAUUUUAGUGAUAAUUCAUUUAAAUAAAUAUUAAUUUGGUGUUCAUCUGUUUACUUUCAAAUUUGAAUUGUGAUAUAUUUUCUCAAAAAACAAAACUAAAAAAAAAAUGGAUCGAAGGAAGUGCAAAGAUGAUAUUAGCUCUACUGUAUGAGUUUCCUCUUGUGGUAUUACAAACCAGGUAGCGCGGAUGCUGCCUUGUUCUAGGAAACUUAUCUUUGAUGUGUUACAAUAAUUAAUAAAAGUUGUAAAUAUAGUUUAAUAUGCGCAAGUCUAUAUAAAUACUUUAUAUAAUAGUAACACGAGGAAAGAAAAUGAUAUUGCUACGAAACUCUAUACUAAUUAAAUAUAAUUUAGUCUGAGGGGACGUCUAUUAGAUAUAAGUAAAUUUUAUAUCAGUGGUGCAUUUAGCAUCGCCAUGAAUCGCCAAUCUCAUGCCUCACAAUUUUCAAUUUAAUUAACUGUGAAUUAAGAAUCAGGAAAUGAUGAAAGACGAAGCAGAGAUAUGUGCUGACGAAACGGCUCAUAUUUCCAUCUACUUACAUGCAAGACAGACAAACAAUAACUCCGAAUAUAAUAGCGUGUUCUUUUGCGAUCAUCGUUUUUAAUUUCAUAACCGAUCUCUUGUGUUCGCUACUUAGUUUCCAGUGCCCGAGCACUGCGCGAAUUAACCGUGCAACACCUCCUAUACAAUUAAGUUCAUUCUAUGUAUCACCAAUUAAACUUAUUUGAUAUUUUCAUUUUAUAGGUAAGAUAGUCCAAUUACUUUACUUAGCUGUGUAUGAAAUGCAGCCAGCAUCGCCAGAGUCAUCAUUAAUGAUAUAACGAAUUGAAGAAAAUUCUUAUAUCAUCCACUUAUUUACAGGCGAAAUAUCUAUUUAUGAAAAAAAAUGUACGACUGUAUAAUACGAAAAUAGAAUGGAUAUAAAAAAAAAUCAGCGAAGCUGGUGUGUCAAAUGGAUUAUACAAGGUACAUUACUUUCUUAUAUCUCUGUAGAAAUACGAUUCUAUAUGAAAACUGUGAAAAAUACGAAUUGAUCAAAAGUAGGGAGGAGGGAUAAUACGCGACUGUUUGUUUUACAUUUAUAUUGUGUACCAUUGCUUGAAAUGAUCAAUAUAUAUCUACAUCAUUUACACAAGACCAAA